GUCACAUUGAAUUUGUUCUGAAAACAGACUUGUGAGGAACUGCACGGGCAGCCUGGCAGAAGGAUAACAGCACUGCGUUCUGAUAACUCCAACAGGAACGCAACAAGGUGGGAAAAUGGUCCCGGUUCAGGCUGAUUCCAGUAGUUUUGUAAUUAUUUCUCGAGUAGGCCCACAAGAUAACUCCGCAGAUAUAACAGGUCUUAGUUCCAGAGGACCAAAAGAUUUACCAGUACCGAUCCAAAAAUUUUUGAAAGGGCAACCUACAGUUCUUGGGGUAAUUCAGCUAUUUACAGGAAUAACCCAAAUUGCAGCUGGCAUAGUUUUAUGCAUAGCAAUGGCAUCACGUUACCAUGUGAUUAGCGGCAGUGGUGUGCCAUUUUGGACAGGAGUCAUGUACAUGAUUUCAGGAGCACUUUCUGUGGCUGCUUCUAGCAAACCAACACUUGGAAAGAUGAAAUCCAGCAUGGCGCUAAACAUAGUGAGUUGUGUAUGUGCUGCUAUUGCAGUCAUUAUAUAUAUCGUCAUAAUACUCGAUAUCCGUUAUUACAGAGCUCACCAAGCCAUGUGUGUGUGUUAUGAGCUAAAUUCAACAUGUAAAGGAUCCUUUUAUCCACAGACUGUAAUAACUGGGAUGGUUGCAGUUCUUUUUAUUUUAACCAUUGUGGAGCUGUGUGUAAGUCUGUCGACAUCGAUUUUUGCAUGCAAAGGCCUAUGCCGAACAUCUUUUAAUGAAAUGACAGUGGUGGUAUAUCAGACUGCAACUAUGACCACAGACCAUUCUAGCACAGCUGCUGGUGACAUGAAACCUUCUCAAGAUGGAUGAAGUUUGAUCCAAAAAGCUUUCUGAAUGGGAUGGUGAUUACAAUGCAAAGAACCAGCGAUUUUGUUCUGGCAGAAAAGCCAUCAGGAUUUAGUUAUGAAACACAGAAUAUUGUAUAAACCUAAUAUGAGUGUUUCGCUGGUAAUGUAAAUGUAUACGUAUUGGCAUUCACUGGCAUAGGUUUAGCACUCUUUAUAUGAAGUAGCAGAAUGUACUCCAAAAGCAUCUUGAUCCUGUUUUUGAAAGAGAAAUGACUUGAUUGUUAACAUUCUUAACAGCCCCCCAACAGACACACUAUUAAAUGAAGGGUUUAGUAUUCAUAUAUGCUGCGCUGGUAGAAAGGUAGUAUGGCUGUAGGGCCCACAUUUGCUUAGUGAAUAACAAAGAGCUGUUUAUAGUAUAAUGGCCUUUAGUACAGGGGUCAUUCAUGGCUCUCUACGCAGGUUUUUUCUAUUAAAUAGCUGUUGCUGACAAGAAAUCUAGUUGCUAUUUGUAGGUGCUAUUCAGAGUAAAUAUAAUAUUUUGACAUUAGUGUCCAUUUAAGAGGAGAAGUUUACAGGGAUUCUGCCAUGGGACGUUUGCUUCUCACCCUCGUGAUACAGAAAAUAGUAAAGAAAUGGUCUCUUUUGCUGAAUACAGAAAUUUCCCCUCAGCUAGAUUUACAAAGUUGACUACAAAUCCAGACUAAAAAAACAAAUUCUGCAUUUUUUUAUACUUAAUGUCUGCCCACAAGUCUUUAUUUCUCUAUUGGAUAAAAGAAGAAUCUCCUUCUGUAAAGGAUAUUUUUGUCUGAUUUUGACUAUUCAUAUAACCUUGUACUGAGCAAUUACUCUUUGUACCAAAAGGAAAGAGAGUGUGAGUUGGAAAUGUAUGAUGUAUGAAAUUUUCAAUAAAAACAAUAAAAAAGAA
Xenopus tropicalis (tropical clawed frog) is the source of this 1729-nucleotide messenger RNA. RefSeq names its product membrane spanning 4-domains A1 (gene ms4a1). NCBI's taxonomy places the organism in Eukaryota, Metazoa, Chordata, Amphibia, Anura, Pipidae. The record is from RefSeq and is a predicted model, not a curated record. The transcript has 7 exons. The coding region runs from base 116 to 823 and encodes 235 amino acids. Gene Ontology annotation, cellular component: membrane.